Vicugna pacos (alpaca) is the source of this 5271-nucleotide messenger RNA. RefSeq names its product solute carrier family 5 member 5 (gene SLC5A5). NCBI's taxonomy places the organism in Eukaryota, Metazoa, Chordata, Mammalia, Artiodactyla, Camelidae. Gene Ontology annotation, molecular function: sodium:iodide symporter activity. Gene Ontology annotation, cellular component: membrane; extracellular exosome. Gene Ontology annotation, biological process: iodide transmembrane transport; thyroid hormone generation; sodium ion transport. The record is from RefSeq and is a predicted model, not a curated record.
UGAGCAUCCUCCCACCUCCGUGCAGUCCUGCCUUCUCGGCCGCUGCCAACUUCGCUCACCGGGGCUCGCGGGUGGCUGGAAGGGUCGAGGACUUGCCUGGUCCCUGCACCUGCACCUCAUGGCCGGCGUCGAGGCAGGAGUGCGGGCCACGUUCGGAGCCUGGGACUAUGGAGUCUUCGCCCUCAUGCUGCUGGUGUCCACCGGCAUCGGGCUGUGGGUCGGGCUAGCGCGAGGCGGGCAGCGCAGCGCCGAGGAGUUCUUCACCGGGGGCCGGCGCCUGGCGGCCCUGCCCGUCGGCCUCUCAUUGGCCGCCAGCUUCAUGUCGGCAGUACAGGUGCUGGGAGUGCCAGCCGAGGCCUAUCGCUACGGCCUCAAGUUCCUCUGGAUGUGCCUGGGACAGCUGCUUAACUCUCUGCUCACUGCUCUGUUCUUCCUGCCGGUCUUCUACCGCCUGGGCCUCACCAGCACCUACCAGUACCUGGAGCUGCGCUUCAGCCGCGCUGUGCGGCUCUGCGGGACCCUGCAGUAUCUGGUGGCUACAACCCUGUACACCGGCAUCGUGAUCUACGCUCCCGCUCUCAUCCUGAACCAAGUGACCGGGCUGGACAUCUGGGCGUCGCUCCUGUCCACCGGAGCCAUCUGCACCUUCUACACUACUGUGGGUGGCAUGAAGGCUGUGAUCUGGACUGACGUGUUUCAGGUCUUAGUGAUGCUGACUGGUUUCUGGGUCAUCCUGGUCCGUGGGACUAUGCUCAUGGGUGGGCCUGAGCACGUGCUUGAGCUUGCCAAGAACCAUUCCCGGAUCAACCUGAUGGACUUUGACCUGGACCCAAGGAGCCGCUACACAUUCUGGACUUUUGUUGUGGGUGGCACAUUGGUGUGGCUCUCAAUGUAUGGCGUGAACCAAGCACAGGUGCAGCGCUAUGUAGCCUGUCGCACAGAGAAGCAGGCCAAGCUGGCCCUGCUCGUCAACCAACUGGGCCUGUUUCUGAUUGUGUUCAGCGCUGCUGCCUGUGGUAUCGUCAUGUUCACACUCUAUAUUGACUGUGACCCUCUCCUUGCAGGGCGUAUCUCCGCCCCAGAUCAGUACAUGCCCCUGCUGGUGCUGGAUAUCUUCAAGGACCUGCCUGGAGUCCCUGGGCUCUUUCUGGCCUGUGCCUACAGCGGCACCCUCAGCACCGCAUCCACCAGCAUCAAUGCCAUGGCUGCUGUCACUGUGGAAGACCUCAUCAAACCUCGGCUGCCAAAUCUGUCCCCCAGGAGACUCGUAAUCAUCUCCAAGGGGCUCUCGCUCAUCUAUGGCUCUGCCUGUCUCACCGUGGCAGCUCUGUCCUCCCUGCUGGGGGGCGGCGUCCUCCAGGGCUCCUUCACCGUCAUGGGAGUCAUCAGCGGUCCCCUCCUCGGAGCCUUCAUGCUGGGAAUGUUCUUCCCCUCCUGCAAUACGCCGGGCGUCCUGUCCGGGCUGGCGGUGGGCUUGGCGCUGUCGCUGUGGGUGGCCGUGGGCGCCACUCUGUACCCGCCGAGCGCGCAGUCCAUGGGAGUCCUGCCGUCAUCGGCCGCUGGCUGUGCUGUGCUGUCAGCCAAUGCCUCUGGCUUCCUGGACCCACUUCUUGCUGCCAACGCCUCCAGCAGGGCUUCCAGCCUUGAAAUGGAUCCUGAUCAAUCCACCUUAGCUGACAGCUUCUAUGCCAUUUCCUACCUCUAUUACGGUGCCCUGGGCACACUGAGCACCCUGUUAGGUGGAGCCCUCAUCAGCUGCCUGACAGGCCCCACCAAGCGCAGUGCCUUGGGUCCCGGUCUGCUUUGGUGGGACCUCAUGCGGCAGACAGCAUCGGUGGCCCCCAAGGAAGAAGUGGCUACCCUGGAUGACAGUUUGAUGAAGGGUGCUGAGGCACUGCCCCCCAGAGGCAAGAGCCCUCCUAACUUCCUGCCCAAUGCUGAGGACCAUCUGCCCUUCCUGGGGCAGAAGGAGGUGAAUGGAGCCAGCUCCAGGACCCCUGACAGUGAACAUGACAAAGGUUGUGACCUGCGGGAGACGGACCUCUAAGCCAAUCAGGGACUAAAUGCCUGGGAUGGAACCUCAGGGAGGCAAUCCCAGGCCAUGGGCCAAUGGCCGUAGGCUCCAAUUGGCUGGACCACAUCAUAUGCAAAUAAGCUUGGGACUACAUGCCCUUGCCCUAUGGGAAGUGGUGAAGCCCUGCUUGCAGAUCAUUUUAUCUUGCCUCCUGCUUCCAGGCAGCCCCUAGUCUUAGAUGCUGCACUCCUGCCUGCUCCCCCAAAAUGAGGCCAAAUUUUUCUCUACCUAUAAAAAAAAGAUGUUGGAGUCUUCUUUGAACAACACAAGAAACCCCCAGGCCCAACACUGGGGUCUGAGAAAGACCCCAGCUCUGAACGUUGGCAAUGAUUUUUGAGGUCCUCAGGCCCAACCCCCUGUACCCACUUCACAGGUGGCGAAACUGAGGCCUGGAGAAGGGCAUUGACUUGGCUAAGGUCACAGAGCAAACCAGAGACUCAUCAAGAGUUGGACACCAGCUCUCCUUCCUUCAUCCCCUCCCUGUGUUCAUCCAUUUGAAGGGACAGACAUCACAUGGCCCCUGAUCUUGGCAACAAGAAGGGAGAAGGAAGGAGAAAUAAGAUUUUCAUCCUUCCUUCUGUGCCUGGAUCCUUACCCAUCUUAUCCAUUGAAGACCGUGAACCCACUUUACAGAGGAAGAAAUUGAGGCUCAGUGAGAUUGCCUAAGGUCAGACAGCGAACUGGGUCAGAGCAGGGACAGGCCUAGAUGCUGCAUGUUGCUGAGGCUCAAUUGACGACAUGUCACUGGUAUACAGGGUCAGAUGGGCCAGGCGAGUUCAUGUACCAGGACACAACUAAGCCUUGGUUGGAGACUCUAUCCACGAACAUCAGAUAAAUAGACUCUGAAGCUUGAUAUUCUGUCUUCUCUGAAAACAUUUUGGCCAUUGCCUCAGAUGUCUCAGUCAGAUCUGAGUGCAAAUCUCUGUAUACCUUGCCCCAAGCCUGCGAAGGAUUAACCCAAGUAUUUAAAGCAUCAGAGUGAGAGGGGAGGGUAUAGCUCAGUGGCAGAACAUGUGCUUAGCAUGCCUGAGAUCCUGGGUUCAAUCCCCAGUACUUCCAUUAAAUAAUUAAGUAAAAUUAAUUAUCUACCCCACCAAACUGUAUGUAUGUUUAAAAAAUGAUAACAAUUUUUAAAACUUUAAAAAAUAAAGCAUCAGAGCAAGGUGAUCACACCCAUACUGGGGAGAGUCUUGGGAGGUGUAUUUAGUCAAAUUAAGAUAAGGUCAUACUGGAUUAAGAUAAGCCCUGCAUCUAAUGUCCUUAGAAGAUGAGAAGAAGCACAGACAUACAGGGGGAAAGCCAUGUGGACAUGGAGGCAGAGAUUAGAGGGAUGCCUCUGCAAGCCAAAAGAUGCCAAGAAUUGCUGGAGCCACCGGAAGCCAGGAGAAAGUCAUGGGAGAGUUCUUUCAGAGCCUUCAGAAGAAGCCUGGCCCUCGGCGGGGGUCCAUGUAGCUCAGCAAUAGUGUGUGCUUAGUAUGCACAAGGUCCUUGGUUCAAUCCCUCAUACCUCCAUUAAAAAAAGAAGAAAACAAGAAGCAUAGCCAUGCCAACAUCUUGACUUCGACUCUGGGCCUCCAGAACUGUGAAAAAAUUAAUUUCCAUUGUUUUAAGCUAUAGCAUCCUCGGGAAGCUAAAACACCCCUCCAGAUCUGGCUUCUUUCCCAUUCAGAGACCUGGCCCUCUGUGCAGGCUGUUUUGUGGAGACCUUUAGAUUUGGACUUAAAUGCGGCCAUCACAAAUUUUAAGUCAAUUACUGAGGAAAGUGGGAAACAGACCUUCCACUGAUGGAUGGUCCUUCCUCAGAGCAGAGUCCAAGUUGGAAAUGUGGAGGGGAGACGGGGGCGUGGGCGGGGCUAGAACCCCACAGUGCAGGCAGAACAAACUGGUUUGGCUGCCCUUUUAGGGACCCAGUCAUGUUUUCAUGUGUAUCAGUGGCUCAUCACUUACUCUUGCUGAGUCCUAUUGCACUGUAUAGGGGGACCACAGUUUGUUCAUCCAUUCACUAACAUUCAUGUUAUUUCCAGCUUUUGGCUAUUGCAAAUAAAGUUGCUUAUGCACAUUAGUGUACAAGUUUUUGUGUGAGACACUUUAAUUUCCCUUGGGUAAAUUCCUAGAAGUGAAAUGGCUGGAUCCAAUGGUAGGUGUAUGUUUAUUUCAGAAACUGUCAAACCAUUUUCCAAGGUGGUUGAUUCCCUUUACAGUGUCACGAACAAUGUAUAAGAGUUCUAAUUGCUCCACAUCCUUGCAGCGCUUAGUAUGGCCUGUCCUUUUAAUUUUGGCCACACUAGGGUGUAUGUGGUAGUAUCUCACUGUGGUAUUGAUUUAUAUUUCUCUGAUAACUUACGAUGUUGAACAUCUUUUCUUGUGCUUAUUGUCCAUCCAUGUAUUUUUAGCCAAGUGUUUGCUCAAAUCUUUUGUCCAAAAUUUUUAAAAAAUUGAAGUAUUGUUGAUUUACAAUGUGUUAGGUUCUGGUUGCUUCAAAUUUUAAUUGGGAUAUCUUCUUAUUAUUGUAAGAAUCCUUUCUAUAUUCUGGAUACAAGUUCUUCAUUGGUUACAGGCAUUGCCAAUAUUUUCUGCCAUGUCUUGCCUCCUCAGUUGCUUAAGACUGCCUUUGAAAGAGCAGAAUUGUAGUUCUGUUCUAUCAAAAAUUAUCACUUUUUUUCUUUUUCUCUUUUCUGUGGCAAAAUAUACAUAACAUAAAAUUUAUGAUUUUAGCCAAUUUUAAGUGUAUAGUUCAGUGUUAUUAAGUACAUUCACAUUGUUGUACAAUUACUACCAUCUAGCUUCAGAACUUUUUAAUCAUCUGAAACUGAAACUCUAUACCCAUAAAUACUAAUUUCCCAUUCUCCUCUCCCCUCAGCCCCUAGUAACCACCAUUCUACUUUCUUUAUCUAUGAGUCUGACUAUUCUAUGACUCUCAUGUAAGUGGAAUCAUAAAUUAUUUGUCCUUCUGUGUCUGGCUUAUUUCAUUUAACAUAAUAUCUUCAAGAUUCAUUCGUGCUGUAGCAGGAGUCAGAAUUUCUUUCCAUUAAAAGGCUAAUAUUCCAUUGUAUCUAUAUACCACAUUUUGUUUAUCAUUCAUCCAUCAAUCGACAUUUGGAUUGUUUCAACCUUUUGCCUACUGUGAAUAAUACUGCUGUGAACACUGAUGUCAAAAUAUCUGUUCAAUAUUUGAUUUCAAUUCAUUUGGGUUUAUA